AUGGCUUAUUUUUACCAAGUUCCCGCACUAGUCAACUUAUGCAGUCAAUAUCUUCAAAGCAUCGCCAGAGAGGACAACGUUUGUGAGAUACUAGACCUUGCUUUGCAAUAUGACAACGUCGGUCUUAGACAGGCAGCUUGCGAUUAUAUCGAUCAAAAUGCAACCAUAAUUAUCGAAACAGAUAGUUUUGUACAUGUGUCCAAACUGUGUCUCGAGUACAUUCUUAAAGCUGAUACGUUUCACGUUGAUGAAAAGACAAUACUACGCCGGGCAAUAGAAUGGGCAAAACUUUAUCAGGGCAAUGAUAGUCUAAACAUGGAUGAAGAUAUCAGAUUCAACAUAACCGUGAAACAUUUUCGAAACACCAUUGGGAAUGCGUUUCAAUACAUCCGUCUAGGAGCUAUGUCUUUUGCUGAAUUUUCAGAAUGUGCAGGAAGCACUUUGGAUGCAGAGGAAAUAAAGGACAUUCUACUUUUUACAAAUAUUUGCUCCACAGAUGAGUUCCAUCAAAAUAGAUUGCCGAAAAAGAAAAUACUUGAACUCAAGAACGGUAUAUCUUCGUGGACCGCGCAUUCAUUCAGCAGAUCAUCUGAAUCAAUGUAUAAGAUAACUGUCAAGAAAAAUCUUAUCUGCGAAGGAAUCAAAUUUUCCAAACUAUCUUUGUCAGCAACAUGGGGUAAUCCAGGUUAUGGCGAGCCCAAUCUUGAUUUCUCUGUUAAUAUAACCAUCGAAAUCACUCGUACAGGACUAAAUUUUAGCUUUAAAACAGCUAUGCAAGCUUUAUCCUUGCACACCAUCAAAUUCGAAUCACCAGUUAACCUUAAAGCAUCUAAAGAUCCUUACACACUAGUUGUUAAAAUAGAAUUUCAACCGAAUCCUCUCAACAUUACAAUCAAUGCCAACCAGGCUGGCGUAGGAUCAGCUACGGUAGAACACGCAGAGGUGGAGUGGAAUAAUCAGUUCUCCAUUUUACACCAAAUUCAUUUUUCAAACAUGUCUAACAGAGAAUUGAAAGACAAGGAAAGAAAAUGUGGUGAUGAAAGAUUGAUAUAG
Molecule: messenger RNA, 1053 nt
Organism: Mya arenaria
Lineage: Eukaryota; Metazoa; Mollusca; Bivalvia; Myida; Myidae
Exons: 1
Coding region: 1-1053 (350 amino acids)
Biological process (GO): neurogenesis
Cellular component (GO): cytosol
Source: RefSeq, a predicted model, not a curated record